GUGCAAUCCCCUUCCGUCCGCUGCUGCAUCCCUACUCGUGCGUUCUGUCUGCGGUCUGCCUGUCUCGCCCCCUCUCGCUCUCGGCCGCCGCCGCCGCCGCCCUAAGCCAGGUGCUGAGGCUUUAGUUGGUCUCUUCGCCGGCGACGAGCACCCACCAGGGUUAGCUAACCAAGAGAAGGAGAGUGAUAGGAGGAAGAAAGAGUAACGGGAACAAUGGCGGCAGACUCUGGCGCUCGCAGGCAGCCAACCUUCACCAAGGUCGAUCAGCUGCGCCCUGGAACCCACGGCCACAACCUCAUCGUCAAGGUUGUUGACUCCAAGAUGGUCGUCCAGAGAGGCCGCGACGGAGGGCCCCAGGGAAGGCAGAUGAGGAUUGCCGAGUGCUUGGUUGGCGAUGAAACCGGCAUCAUUGUCUUCACUGCAAGAAACGAUCAAGUGGAUGUAAUGAAGCCUGGAACAACUGUUGAACUGAGGAAUGCAAAGAUUGACAUGUUCAAGGGUUCAAUGCGGCUUGCAGUGGACAAGUGGGGAAUUGUGAAAGCUGCUGAAAGCUCAGCUGAGUUCACAGUCAAGGAGGACAACAACCUGUCCUUAAUUGAGUUUGAGCUGGUGACCGUGGUGGAGUGAAAACCUUCCUUUGCUUAAGGAGUAUUGGUUGUAUGCUAUGUCGUUGAACCUAUUCAUCGUCACCAAUCAAUAAGGAAUCAUGGUUGAUGUUCUCCUCUGCAUCGGAAGGUGGAUGUUUAGUUAUCAAAGCCAGUGAGUUAUGGAACAAUCGAAGAUGAGUAACAUAGCUGAGAUAGAUUGUCGUAAUGCUUUGAGUUGCUUAUUUGCUGCACAUUACUUACUGUGCGUCGUGGCUACUUUUGUUUUGUUUUUGCGAUGACUCGAUUGCUAUUGAAUAAUAAAUUGGUGUUGUGAGGUGAAAAA
Sorghum bicolor (sorghum) is the source of this 930-nucleotide messenger RNA. RefSeq lists its product as uncharacterized. NCBI's taxonomy places the organism in Eukaryota, Viridiplantae, Streptophyta, Magnoliopsida, Poales, Poaceae. The record is from RefSeq and is a predicted model, not a curated record. Bases 214 to 627 code for a protein of 137 amino acids. The transcript has 3 exons.